UUUCCCAGGCUCAUCCAGGUGUUAGCCUCAGGCCUGUUCACGCUGCUGCCAGCUUCAGUUGAGGAGGAUGCAGGUUUGAUGUGAACAGACACUAAAGGCGUUUGUCACGCUCAGUUAAAUGAAGAACAAAACACAGGUCACUUGUUUGUUUUAGGUUCUAACACCUUCGGGCUCAGCAUUAGAUUAGAUUUCUUUAUUUAUCCACACAAUGGGGAAAUUCACUUGUUACAGCAGUGAUAGAAAAACAGAAUUAAAGUAACAGUGUCGAAGCACUGUAAAAAAAAAAUACACUUCUAAAACUACACAUAAUAGGAGUAUGAAACAAACAACCUGCAAAAACAGACACUGUACAAAAAGCAGGUGCUGGGGAUAAAGUGGAAUGAUGUUAAGUGUUAUUGUAAUGAAAAUAGAAAAAUAUGAAACAGUAGUGACCAUGAUACAGAAAAUAAUUAAAAAUAAUUAGAAAGUAAGUGACCAUAAUAUAAAUAAUACUACAAGAUAGCAUACUGGAAAAUACGUGGAAAGAGGAAGGAAGUUGGUGUGUUUAACAGUUUACAUUUAUCUUUCUCUUAAAUGAAUCUGUCUUUAUCUCAGACUCGUCUGUGUUGGAGGUAGACAUGUCUGUGAUGUGACUGAGUUUCAUCUUGUGAACAUUAUUUAUCUGUGGAGGUUUUUAUUGUUGGUUAGGGUUAGUGGUGGUCGUGCUGGUUCCAGUGCUGGUCUGGACUCUGUGGACGAGGAUGAAGAAAACUCUGAGCUUGAAAUCAGAAGUGAAUGAAGCUGUGGAGAUGAUAGAGUCACACAACUGUCCUGAGUAUGACGACAUCGCUGCUGCAGCACAGACAGAAGACACAGAGGAGCAGGAAGACCUGGUGUGAAGCCUCAGGUCAGAGCCACUGGGACAAACACAACCAAGAUGGACGACUUCAGAGACAUUCAGAAGUCACUCUUUAUUGAUUAUUGAAUAAUUAUAAAGAUAGUUGGAGUUUCACAGCAUCGUUCUAACCACUGCUGACUUUUGUCUCACGCAGCUUUGGUAGCUGUCAGGGUUCGACUCCCGGCUCAGAGCGGCCGGUCGGUCAGCCCUGCCGCAGCCAGGGGGAGUGCUGGAGCCCCGCCCACAACCAAGUGUCGCCCAGAGAGCAGCUGCACUGACGUCACCUUCUCCUUCAACAAGGACGUCAUGGCAAAGGUCAGUCAGGUCACAAGGCCAUCACGCUGCACUGGGCAGCAAACGUUUGAUACCUUCAUGUGAUAGUUGCUCAUGUGGCGCGUCCACAGGGUGUGACGGGGGAGCGGGUUUGCCGAGAGCUCAGGACCCCAUGAGUUGUCCAGAACCUAUCGUCGGACUCUUCCAUCUGGACCUGCAGCCCUCGCUCAGCACCAGCAACCAGAUCCAUGUUGUCAUCACCUCCUGGGCCCUGGCUGGUCUCUGUGGUGAUGGACGUCUGGGUGUGGUCGGUUGCCUCCAUGUUGUGAUGGAGCUCGAGAAGACGGAGGAAGCCGAGCGUCCACUCUGUGGUCAGCACCCAGGAAAACAACGCCCACCAAACCACCAUCAGCUCCUCCUCCUACUCCAUCAUCAGCAUCUCCUACUGCUCCAUCAUCAGCAUCUCCUACUGCUCCAUCAUCAGCACCUCCUCCUGCUCCAUCAUCAGCACCUCCUCCUGCUCCAUCAUCAGCACCUCCACCUGCUCCAUCAUCAGCAUCUCCUACUGCUCCAUCAUCAGCACCUCCUCCUGCUCCAUCAUCAGCACCUCCUCCUGCUCCAUCAUCCGCACCUCCUCCUGCUCCAUCAUCAGCACCUCCUCCUGCUCCAUCCUCAGCACCUCCACAAGGACCAGAACUCUGUCCACUAUGUGGUCAGCACCCAGGAAAACAACGCCCACCAAACCACCAUCAGCUCCUCCUCCUGCUCCAUCAUCAGCACCUCCUCCUGCUCCAUCAUCAGCAUCUACUACUGCUCCAUCAUCAGCACCUCCUCCUGCUCCAUCAUCAGCACCUCCUCCUGCUCCAUCAUCAGCACCUCCUCCUGCUCCAUCAUCAGCACCUCCUCCUGCUCCAUUAUCAGCACCUCCUCCUGCUCCAUCAUCAGCACCUCCUCCUGCUCCAUCAUCCGCACCUCCUCCUGCUCCAUCAUCCGCACCUCCUCCUGCUCCAUCAUCAGCACCUCCUCCUGCUCCAUCAUCAGCACCUCCUCCUGCUCCAUCAUCAGCACCUCCACCUGCUCCAUCAUCAGCAUCUCCUACUGCUCCAUCAUCAGCACCUCCUCCUGCUCCAUUAUCAGCACCUCCUCCUGCUCCAUCAUCCGCACCUCCUCCUGCUCCAUCAUCAGCACCUCCUCCUGCUCCAUCCUCAGCACCUCCACAAGGACCAGAACUCUGUCCACUAUGUGGUCAGCACCCAGGAAAACAACGCCCACCAAACCACCAUCAGCUCCUCCUCCUGCUCCAUCAUCAGCACCUCCUCCUGCUCCAUCAUCAGCAUCUCCUCCUGCUCCAUCAUCAGCACCUCCUCCUGCUCCAUCAUCCGCAUAUCCUCCUGCUCCAUCAUCAGCACCUCCACAAGGACCAGAACUCUUUCCACUAUGUGGUCAGCACCCAGGAAAACAACGCCCACCAAACCACCAUCAGCUCCUCCUCCUACUCCAUCAUCAGCAUCUCCUACUGCUCCAUCAUCAGCAUCUCCUACUGCUCCAUCAUCAGCACCUCCUCCUGCUCCAUCAUCAGCACCUCCUCCUGCUCCAUCAUCAGCACCUCCUCCUGCUCCAUCAUCCGCACCUCCUCCUGCUCCAUCAUCAGCACCUCCUCCUGCUCCAUCAUCAGCACCUCCUCCUGCUCCAUCAUCAGCACCUCCACCUGCUCCAUCAUCAGCAUCUCCUACUGCUCCAUCAUCAGCACCUCCUCCUGCUCCAUUAUCAGCACCUCCUCCUGCUCCAUCAUCCGCACCUCCUCCUGCUCCAUCAUCAGCACCUCCUCCUGCUCCAUCCUCAGCACCUCCACAAGGACCAGAACUCUGUCCACUAUGUGGUCAGCACCCAGGAAAACAACGCCCACCAAACCACCAUCAGCUCCUCCUCCUGCUCCAUCAUCAGCACCUCCUCCUGCUCCAUCAUCAGCAUCUCCUCCUGCUCCAUCAUCAGCACCUCCUCCUGCUCCAUCAUCAGCAUCUCCUCCUGCUCCAUCAUCAGCACCUCCUCCUGCUCCAUCAUCAGCACCUCCUCCUGCUCCAUCAUCCACACCUCCUCCUUUUCCACCAUCAGCACCUCCACAAGGACCAGAACUCCGUCCACUAUGUGGUCAGCACCUAGUAAAACAACGCCCACCAAACCACCAUCAGCUCCUCCUCCUGCUCCAUCAUCCGCACCUCGUACUGCUCCAUCAUCAGCACCUCCUCCUGCUCCAUCAUCAGCACCUCCUCCUGCUCCAUUAUCAGCACCUCCACCUGCUCCAUCAUCAGCAUCUCCUACUGCUCCAUCAUCAGCACCUCCUCCUGCUCCAUCAUCAGCACCUCCUCCUGCUCCAUUAUCAGCACCUCCUCCUGCUCCAUCAUCCGCACCUCCUCCUGCUCCAUCAUCCGCACCUCCUCCUGCUCCAUCCUCAGCACCUCCACAAGGACCAGAACUCCGUCAACGCCAAGUUCAGGAAGUCAGACACCGGGAGCCAAUCAGGCAUGGCGAGGUGGACAAGAGGCUGCAGAAAGGACGGUUCCCCGGGGCACCACCAGUGUACUUACUGGUAGAUUGGGAGGAAUGCCCCCCCCACUCUUCCAACAGGCUCAAAACUCGGGUCGUACAAACAGGCAGCUGCAGUCACAGAGCGUCAGCGGGGCGGAGCUUAUCGUAUAACUAACCAAUCAGACACUUGAAGACAAAUUAUUCAUGGUGAAUGUUUUGUAUUAUUGUGUGUAAAUAAUUUUGUACUAAUCAUUAUGUAUAUUUGAUUAAUUAACUUAAUCGUCAAGAGCCUUCAGAUAUUUCCUUUAUUAUCAGUUCCGAGUUGGCAGCUUUGUAAACUGAAGACUUUGAUAUUUCUAUUUUCAUAAACACCCUAAGUGUUCUUUGAAGAAUAGUUUAUUUUCAUCCGUUUGGGAUUUAUACAUUUGUCUGUUUGAUAGCGUGUACUUGGUAUGUUUCCAGGGUCGUGUGUUGUAUUGUACAUGUGUCCCUGGAGGCGGGGCUACAAGUGCAUGGUCUCUGUUUACUAAGACUUUGCUUUUGCUACUGAAAGAAUCACGUUCUUUGUAAUAAUUUAUAUUGUUUGACGAGUGUAAAAUAUAAGAACAGGCUUUGAAUCCUGUUUCCAUGCGUCUGUAAUAACAGAAUCAAACCUGUGACUGAAGUGCUGCAGAGCCGUCAUGUGACAUGCUUCCUGCUGUUGAUUGGAAGUUACACGGCUGGGAAACCAUCUUGGAUUUUAGUCGCCAGCUCCUUCAUCUUUUAACUUCAGUUUCUUUUGGACCUUGGAAAAUUAAAGUCUUUGUGAUGUU
Messenger RNA from Platichthys flesus (European flounder), 4488 nucleotides. RefSeq names its product mucin-5AC-like. The transcript is spliced from 4 exons. NCBI's taxonomy places the organism in Eukaryota, Metazoa, Chordata, Actinopteri, Pleuronectiformes, Pleuronectidae. The record is from RefSeq and is a predicted model, not a curated record. Bases 1323 to 3851 code for a protein of 842 amino acids.